Messenger RNA from Cyprinus carpio (common carp), 403 nucleotides. Its product is annotated as proline-rich membrane anchor 1. The record is from RefSeq and is a predicted model, not a curated record. Lineage: Eukaryota; Metazoa; Chordata; Actinopteri; Cypriniformes; Cyprinidae.
GUGAAAGUGCUCUUGUGCUUUUUGUCCAGGCUCCUUCAGAUCUCCUCAGGGCUGCAAGAGGUUCUCCGCGAGAGUGAAGGAGGGAUGCUGGACCUCUGGCCUUUUGUGUUUGGUCACUGCUUGCUCUCGUUUUGUCUCCUCUUGUGUCAGGCGGAGCUCCAGAGGUCUUGCUCUCAGCACGGCAUACACAGAGGAGCAGAGGGGUGCCAGCUGCUGUGCCCCUGCAGUACAUACCCUCCUGUACCUCCUCCUCCACCUCCACCUCCUCCACCCCGAGGACUGACCGCUGCGGCUCCGGAGGCUUCCGCUCCUCUGCCGAGGCCCUGGUGGAUGGAGAUCAUCAUGGUUGGGACAAUAGGAAUUGCUUUGGCUGUCUUUCUGUUGCUGAUUUAGUCCAUUAGCU